Messenger RNA from Trichophyton verrucosum HKI 0517, 1002 nucleotides. RefSeq lists its product as uncharacterized. The record is from RefSeq and is a predicted model, not a curated record. NCBI's taxonomy places the organism in Eukaryota, Fungi, Ascomycota, Eurotiomycetes, Onygenales, Arthrodermataceae. The annotation marks the transcript as partial. The transcript is spliced from 2 exons.
AUGGCCUACCUGCUGUCUAAUGUCAUCCCCUUUCUUCGAAUAGCCUGGCCUCCCAGCCGCAGAACACCACAAAGAAACAGGGCUACUCAUAUGCAUCCCAAUGCCACACCGGGCAUGGCAGACUUGGAAGAGGAGCCAUCAUCCGAAGAAGAUUAUAUUUACGAUAUCAACAGCCAACUAGCAUCGGAAACCCAAGAGAACAAGGAUACAUCCACGGGACGGAUUCCGGGUGUAGCAACGCUCCUCAAUGAUGUGACUAUCGGACCUCCAUCUAGUCAAACAGUCAACCGAGCUACACCGAACUUCUAUAUCACUAGGCCAAACGGCGCGAAGGUUCCUCUGAUACCCUUGGACGAGCUACCCGAGGGCCUUAAGCUCGGAGACCAAGGCUGGUAUCAAAGCUGCUGGAUACGGUACAUGCAUCCCGUAUCUGGUGGCAGAUACCCAAGUUCAGGAACUUUUGUAGCAACCAUCAAAGGUGGCACACAGCUCAGUCGCAAGUGGUAUACUGUUAGAACACCAAGUGGCAGAGUGGAUAUCUUGAAGAAGCCGAAAGUCAUCCCACCGCUGCUUGAUUGUUGUGUGUGUGAAAAUACCAGGAGCAGUGAAAACGAUGUCGAUGUUCAAGCUCAGGACAACAGGCCAAAUUCGACCCAAUCACCUUUGCUGCCACAGAGAGCGGGAGAGCAAAUAGGACAACGAUACGGGACAUUCGCUCCACCUAACUCCUUGAACGUGAACCUACUUGAUUCUUCAAGCUCAAGUUCAGAAGAACAAACGGAUGGGGCCGGUCUCCCAAGGGAUCAGCAUUGGCUAACUCGUGAAAGAUCCGAAACGCCGCCGGGUGAAAGGCAGUUAAACGACGACGACGACGACCCUCCCAACGAUGAACCCGAAAUGCCGGGUGAUAGAAGUGAUAGCCAGUCUUGCGACAAUAAGCCCGACAGGCCGGAUGAUACAGAUGAUAGGCAGCAAGGCGGUCCCUCAAAUCCCAUAAGAUUC